This is a messenger RNA of Echinops telfairi (small Madagascar hedgehog), 4557 nucleotides long. Its product is annotated as ovostatin homolog 2-like. The transcript is spliced from 37 exons. The coding region runs from base 1 to 4557 and encodes 1518 amino acids. Gene Ontology annotation, cellular component: extracellular region. The record is from RefSeq and is a predicted model, not a curated record. NCBI's taxonomy places the organism in Eukaryota, Metazoa, Chordata, Mammalia, Afrosoricida, Tenrecidae. Gene Ontology annotation, molecular function: endopeptidase inhibitor activity.
AUGGUGCUCACCAUUUUGGGGAGCGUGCUUUUGUUUCAUUUCACUGCUGCUGUGGCUUCAGAACCGCAAUAUGUCCUGUGGAUCUCUUCUGUGAUGCAAAGUCAUUCCGUGGAAAAAGCCUGUGUCCACCUUUUAAACCUUAAUGAAUCUGUGUCCUUGAGUGUUGUCUUAGAAUGUGAUGGAGUCAAUACCACUAUCUUCGACCAGUCUGUGGAGGAAAAUAAUUUCUAUGCUUGUGCCAGUUUCAAGGUCUCUGAGAAAUCCUCUGAGCAAUUAGCUUUCGUCACAUUGCUGGCGAAGGGGAAUACGCUCCACCUCUUUGAGAGAAGAUCUGUAGCUAUCACUUCUGAAGAGACUGUGACCUUUGUGCAGACAGAUAAACCUCUCUAUAAGCCUGCGGAGAAGGGUGAGUCCAUUUUCAUGACCCGGGAUUCCCAGAAUUGUCAACGUCUAGCAACAGGUUUAUGUACUACAAUAGGAGAGCGAAUAAAACUCUAUGUUCAUAUUCGGGUUGUGACAUUGGAUAUUAAAUUCAAGCCUGUUGCAGAAGAGUAUCCUUUAAUCACACUUCAGAAUCCUCAAAGAAAUAGGAUCUUCCAAUGGCAAAAUGUGACUUCCUUCCAAAAUAUUACCCAGCUUUUAUUCCAGUUGAUUUCAGAACCAAUGCUUGGAAAAUACUUAAUUACUGUGGAAAAAAAAUCAGGAAAGACAGUGACACACCCCUUUACUGUUGAGAAAUAUGUUUUGCCCAAGUUUGAAGUUAAGGUCAACGCACCCAAAACACUGACUAUUUCUGAUAACGAAUUCCAAGUGGCUGUAUGUGCUAAGUAUACCUAUGGACCACCUGUGCCAGGAAAAGUUCAAAUUCAAGUCUGCAGGCAGUUUUAUUCCAGGGGAAACUGUGACGAAAAUGAUAAUAAAAUUUGUGAGCAGUUCAUUGCACAGUUGAUAAAUGGGUGUGCUUCUCAAAUGGUAAAUACAAAAGUUUUCCAACUCUACCAAUAUGGAUUUUUUAUGUCAUUUUAUAUCAAGGCAGCUGUUACGGAAUUUGGAACAGGUGUGCAGAUCAAUGAGAAGACUUCUAUUUCUAUCACGCAGUUACUUGGGACUGUGAGCUUUGAGAAUACAGACCUUUACUAUAGAAGAGGAAUUACUUUUUCUGGAACUCUUAAAUUUUCUGAUCCCAAUAAUGUACCUAUGGUGAGCAAGUUAUUACAAUUGGAGCUGAAUGAAAAAUUUAUUGGAAAUUACACCACGGAUGAGAAUGGUGAAGCUCAGUUUUCCAUGGACACUUCAGACAUGUUUGAGCCACAAUACAGACUGAGAGCCACAUAUAUUCGACCUAGUAAGUGCUACGGUUCCAACUGGUUGACACCUGACUAUGGAGAUGCUUAUUGGUCAGUCUCACGAUUUUACUCCAGGACCGACAGCUUCCUGAAGAUCAUCCCAGAGCCAAAGCCACUUAAGUGCAAUCAACAGAAGACUGUUAAUGUGCAUUAUUCCCUCAACAGCAAAGCAUAUCCUGAUAAUUCAAAUAUAAAGUUCUUCUAUUUGGUGAUGGUAAGAGGAACCAUCCUCUUCAGUGGACAGAAGGAAAUCAGGAACAAUAGUAUGUACAAGACAUUCACUUUACAGCUGGUGUUAUUGAAGUGUGCCCAGUCAUCCAGGAAAUUGGUGUCAUCAUAUCAGUUGAUGGCCUUUCUUAUUUACACAGUCUGGAAUGGAAAAUUCUCAUUCCCUGUCAACAUCAAUGCUGAUCUGGCUCCCGUGGCCAUUGUGUUUGUGUACACCCUGCACCCGAGUGGGGAGAUUGUGGCCGACAGUGUCAAAUUCCAGGUGGACAAGUGCUUUAAAAACAAGGUUAGCAUAAAUUUGUCUACGGAACAGGGGACACCGGGCUCCUCUGUUCAUCUCUACCUUCGAGCAGCCCCCGACUCGCUCUGUGCUUUGCGGGCUGUGGAUAAAAGUGUUCUUCUACUGAACUCGGAAGAGCAGCUGUCAGCAGAAAGUGUGUACAAUCUGCUUCCAUACGUGGAACUAUCUGGUUAUUUCUAUCACGGUCUCAACCUGCAGGAUGCACAGCUUGACCCUUGCAUUCCUGAGAAGGAUAUGUUUUACAAUGGUCUCUAUUAUAAACCUGUCAGCAGUUAUGGAGAUGGCGAUAUCUACAACAUUCUCUGGGGUAUGGGUCUGAAAGUCUUUACCAACCUCCACCACCGGAAGCCAGAAAUAUGUCCUACUGAGUCAAAGCAGCCAUUUCCUGAGCAGCCUAUCGGACUACUGGGAUUUGCCCGUAUGCCUAGCGGUUCAUCUAAAUUGGCAUGUGGGGGAGACAACGUAGAUUCUGGAUAUGCAGAAGACCUGGUAAUAGAAACAGUAAGAAAAAACUUCCCAGAAACAUGGAUAUGGGACCUCGUCAGCGUCAACUCCUCUGGUUCAGCAAAUAUUUCAAACCGCAUUCCUGAUACGAUAACCAAAUGGGAGACAAAUGGCUUCUGUGUGAAUGGUGAUGUUGGAUUUGGCAUUUCAUCAGCAGUGAAUCUGCGAACUUUUCAGAAUUUCUUUGUUGAUAUUACUUUACCCAUUUCAAUGAUUCAAAAAGAACAAUUUGAUGUGAUCGCCAGUGUCUUUAACUACCAGAAUACAUGUGCAGAGGUCUCUGUUCAACUAGAAGGAUCUGAGAAUUAUGAGACACGUAGUAAUGCCCUGCCAAGCAAUGGGAGUGAGAUCAUCCACCCUGGGGAGAAGAAAGCGUAUGUCUGGACGAUCAUACCUAAGACAUUGGGUAAAGUGACUAUCACUGCAGUUGCUGAAUCUAAACAAAGUCAUGCUUGCCCAAAUCAAGCAACUAAGCAGCAAAAUGUAAGAUGGAAAGACACAGUAGUCAAAAGUUUACUGGUUGAGCCUGAAGGUAUUGAAAAAGAAAUUACUCGGAGCUUUCUGAUAUGUACAAAAGGUACCAAAACCACCAGACGGAUAGUUCUGAACUUACCUAACAAUGCAGUAAAAGGAUCGGCCAAGGCCUUCUUUACUGUUGUGGGAGACAUCCUCGGCCAUGCAAUGCAGAAUCUAGAGAAUCUCCUCCACGUGCCCUCUGGAUACGGAGAGCAGAACAUUGCCGUGCUAGCGUCGGACACCUAUGUCCUGGACUAUCUGAAUUCCACCCAGCAGCUGACUGAGGAUGUGAAGUCUAAAGCGGUCUCUUUCUUAUCUAGUGGUUAUCAAAAGCAGUUGUCGUUUAGGAACUUUGAUGGCUCAUAUAGUGUGUUUUGGCAGAAGGAUCGGCAAGGAAACAUAUGGCUCACUGCCCUUACUUUUAAGACAUUGGAGAGAAUAAAGAAAUAUGCUUACAUUGAUGAACAAGUUCAAAAGCAAACCUUGAUCUGGUUGUCAAGCAAACAAGACCGUAACGGCUGCUUUAAAAGUGAUGGCAAAUCUUUCAACAAUGCCUGGGAGGGUGGAGAUGACGCUGAUGUUUCACUCACUGCCUAUGUUGUUGGAGCUCUUCUUGAAGCCGGACUCGAUGCCACUUUUCCAGUUCUACGAAACGGGCUGUUUUGCCUCGAGGAGGCAUUGAAAAGUGGUGUCACUAACGAGUAUACGCGGGCAAUUCUAGCUUAUGCAUUUGCCUUAGCUGGAAAAAAGGAGCAGGUGGAAUCUUUACUCCAGAUCCUGGAUCAAUCAGCCACCAAAAAAGAUAAUAUGAUACAUUGGGAAACAGCAAAGAAGACAAAACAUUCCCCCUUCUUCCUUCCUCUGACACCUUCUCCUGGGAAUGAGAAGACUUGCUAUGUGCUAUUGGCUGUCAUUUCCCAAAAAACUCCUGACCUCACCUAUGCCAGUAAGAUUUUGCAGUGCCUUGUCCAGAAGAUGAAUCCCUAUGGAGGUUUCUCCUCCACCCAGGACACUGCAGUCUGUCUUUUCGCCUUAACCCAAUACAUGAAGCUCACCUUCUCUAAUGAUCAAAAAAACACUGUCACCUUUAGAAGUAAAGACGCUAAUAAGAUUUUCCAGGUCAACAAGGCCAACCACUUGGUGGUUCAACGUUCAGAACUAAAAAAAGCAACUGGACAAUACACAAUAGCUGUGGAAGGACAAGGUUGUGCAUUUAUCCAGGCUACCCUGAAAUAUAAUGUGCCAGUACCUACAAACGCGUUUGGAUUUUCGCUCGCCGUGGAAAUGGCGAAGAAACACUCUUCAAGCCAAUUUCAGGCGAUUUAUAACUUGACCGUGACUUUCAACUACACUGGCAUUCGCAAUAACUCCAAUAUGGUCAUUGUUGAUAUAAAAAUGCUAUCAGGAUUUACUCCAGUCUUACCAACCCUUGAAGAGCUGGAAAGCAGUGGUCAAGUGACGAAGGCUGAAGUCCAAAAUGGCCAUGCUCUUUUGUAUAUGGAUAAUGUUUUGGGUACAGCAAAGAUUUUCACUUUCUCUGUUGAACAAAGCAACCGUGUGUCCCGCAUACAGCCAGCUUCAGCCAUGGUCUAUGAUUAUAAUGAAAAAGAUGAAUAUGCUCUUAUUUCUUACAACAUCCCUAGUACUUCCAUUUCCCAGUAA